GUGUGUUGCAGAGUGUGCGCAGUGCAGUGUGCUCUCCCAGAGGGCGGGUGUGCUGUGUGUGGUGCCACCGCCUGUGUCCCCUUUGCCUCCUCCCUCCCUCUUGCCCAAGUCAGUCGCGGCCAUGGCGGACAGUGCCAGCGAGAGUGACACAGACGGAGGCGGCGGGAACAGCUCAGUCGCCAUGCAGACGUCUUCUUCGGCUUCCUCCUCCAGCAAGACCGGGAUCGUCAUCUCGCCCUUCCGCCUGGAGGAGCUCACCAACCGGCUGGCCUCUCUUCAGCAGGAGAACAAAGUGCUGAAGAUCGAGCUGGAGACCUACAAGCUGAAGUGCAAGGCGCUGCAAGAGGAGAACCGCGACCUGAGAAAAGCCAGCGUCACCAUUCAAGCAAGGGCCGAGCAAGAAGAAGAAUUCAUCAGUAACACGUUGUUUAAGAAGAUCCAGGCCUUGCAGAAAGAGAAGGAAACACUUGCAGUCAACUAUGAGAAAGAAGAGGAAUUCCUCACCAAUGAACUGUCACGGAAACUCAUGCAGCUGCAGCACGAGAAAGCAGAACUUGAGCAGCACCUGGAGCAAGAGCAAGAGUUUCAGGUUAACAAACUAAUGAAGAAAAUCAGGAAACUGGAAAAUGAUACCAUCUCCAAACAGCUAACACUAGAACAGCUAAGGCGCGAAAAAAUCGACCUUGAAAAUACAUUGGAACAGGAGCAAGAGGCACUAGUAAAUCGUCUAUGGAAAAGGAUGGACAAACUUGAAGCUGAGAAAAGAAUUUUACAGGAGAAAUUGGACCAGCCUGUGUCUGCCCCACCUUCACCACGAGACAUAUCGAUGGACAUAGACUCUCCGGAAAACAUGAUGAGACAUAUACGAUUUCUAAAGAAUGAAGUAGAGAGGCUAAAGAAGCAACUACGGGCUGCUCAGUUACAGCAUACAGAGAAGAUGGCACAGUAUUUGGAGGAAGAGCGUCAUAUGAGGGAAGAAAACCUGCGACUUCAGAGGAAACUUCAGAGAGAAAUGGAGAGACGAGAAGCCCUUUGCAGACAGCUGUCGGAAAGCGAGUCCAGCUUAGAAAUGGAUGAUGAGAGAUAUUUUAACGAGAUGUCUGCACAAGGAUUAAGACCACGUACCGUAUCCAGUCCUAUUCCCUACACACCAUCCCCAAGUUCCAGCCGACCCAUUUCUCCUGGCUUGUCCUACGCAAGUCACAAUGUGGGAUUCACACCUCCAACCUCCCUCACUAGAGCUGGGAUGUCUUACUUCAACUCUCCAGGUUUACAUGUGCAGCACAUGGGCUCAUCCCACGGGAUUACAAGACCCUCACCACGAAGAAGCAACAGUCCUGACAAGUUUAAGCGCCCCACUCCUCCUCCAUCUCCGAACACCCAGACUCCAGUGCAGCCUCCACCGCCUCCACCACCUCCAGCACAUCCUGCAGUCCAGUCAGCCACAUCUCAGUCCGCCACUUCCCACAAUUCAGUGCACCCUCCCUCUCAGCCCUAGUGCAUGUCGUCUGCAGAUUCUGCAUCUUGAGUUGGACUCAACAUCGAACAGUUUACUCAAAGCCAAAGGCUUACCUGUCAUAUUCAGAUUUGACUUUAUUUGCACUGAGGUUACAUAGGCUUCACUGUCUAAUUGUGUUGUAAAUGUUUGUCUCAGAAUACAGCCAGUGUUGUGGGUCUUACUGCGUUAAUGUUCCCACAAAAUUCCCCCUUCAUGUUUACUGACGCUACAUGUACGUUACUACCCUGGCUGGGACAACCUUACUAAAUGUUAUAUCAUGCUGCUCAAAGGCUUUUCUCUUGAGGCUUUUAGGUUUAUGUAAUAAAAGGGAUACAGUUUUUAUUUUUGUUUCCAUGAAAUUUGCUAAAGCAUGAUGGGUUGAAAGUUUGUUUACUAGUAUCCCGUGCAUACCGUAAAUCACUACAUUUAAAUAAUCUGACUUUUUAAAGUGCAUAUUGUGAUCAUAGGUCCAUUGGCGUCUAACUUUUGAAUCCAAUCACUCAGAGCCAGUCUUACUGUGUAAUAGAAGAGCAGUAAGCUGAUAUAACAGCAUGUUUUAUUGCAAAAAAAAUAAAUAAAGCCUAUUAAAGCACAGUGUUAAAUGUAUAAAUCAUGUGCUAGUAAGGAUGUGUUUAUGGCUUUAUGCGGAGGUAGGUUUGAAGUUCUUCAGUGCCUGUAAAUCACUUAAAUUUUUAGCUAGCUAUCCAUCGACCCAACCCCAAGUUCAGUGUCUAUUGCGCACAGCCCAUAACUGAUGCAAAGUCACAAAAACCAAAUUCUCAUUGAUUUAAUAAACAUGGUAGUGAAAAAUGUGGGCAACUUUGUUUAAAUAUGUGGAAUGUAUUGUAAAUGGAUCUUAACAUUUAAUUGUAUCAGUUUUUAGGUGAUCUUAUACCGUAAACUGUCCGCAAAUCCAUUUCUGACUCAGUAUUUAGUUUCUUUUUUUAUUUUUUAUUUUUUUUUAGGUGUAUAAAAUUGGCUUUACAAGCUAUGUAAAAUAUAUAUGGAACUUUUUUUUUUUUUUUUUGCAGAGUAUUUUAAAAUGCAAAUUUAAAUUGAACACGGGGACACCCAUGUGAGUUGAAGAGUAAAUUUUAGCUAUGUACUGGCUGUGCAGCCAGAGGCUUUGUAUUCAACAAAAGCAAGACAGGUUACAGAAAAAAUAGCACAGCUUGGCACUAAUGAAUGCUUAAUUAGCAGAAUACUGUAAGCCGGUACAAUGUAUAAGGAAUUAUUAUCUGAGUACAUUUUUUUUUUUUCUUCUUCAUUUAGCACAAAUAAAUUGUUUGGUUUCACUUUGCA
Molecule: messenger RNA, 2800 nt
Organism: Rana temporaria (common frog)
Lineage: Eukaryota; Metazoa; Chordata; Amphibia; Anura; Ranidae
Gene: CCDC6
Product: coiled-coil domain containing 6
Exons: 9
Coding region: 122-1498 (458 amino acids)
Source: RefSeq, a predicted model, not a curated record